This is a messenger RNA of Penicillium olsonii, 1881 nucleotides long. The record is from the annotation of a GenBank genome assembly. NCBI's taxonomy places the organism in Eukaryota, Fungi, Ascomycota, Eurotiomycetes, Eurotiales, Aspergillaceae.
AUGGCUACGUCAAGGCCUGUACGGCCAAAACCCCUGGAUUGGCCAGCUCCCUCGCAUCUUGGGCUUUUUGUCAAAAAUCUAAGACUUCUCCGUCUAGAUCAACUUGAGGACUGGCCCGGUAUUUCUCUGCGCGCAUUGUCCCCGUCGUCGCAAAACCAACGACAACGGAUCCGCCUAGUAGAAUGGGCUCUGUAUCAACUCUACGUCCUUUGGGACCUGGAAGGCGCCCAUAAUAAACUCCGGCCCUUCUUUCCACCGCUAGAACCCCUACAAUCCGUUAACCUCCGCGCGGCUUUAUUCCGAUGCCUAGGCGAGCUGAAAAAGAAUGGCGAUCUGGGACGAGAGAUUAUCGUCCGUAAAACCAUGCUGGAUGAUUGCAGGGGCGAGAAAUUCGAAGAGCUUCUUGCUGGCUUCUCGACCGCUGUGCUCCGUAAACUUGUGACGGAAUCUGUCGACGACAAGCUACACAACCCUGCUAUCAAGCUGGCGACUGCCACUGCUAUUACACCGACGGACUAUCAGAAUCUAUUGCCCCUCAUUCUCGCCCACCAGACAUCCCUGGGUUCGGCAAGUGAGCGCCACACUCGCGUUCGGGAUGUUCACGCCCAGUUCUCACAACUACUGGAUGAGAGAAAGAUUGAUCUGACCGGCCGUGCUGGUAAAAAUUUGAAUGGUCUUGAUGCUUCACACGGUGAUCCGCAACGUCUCGUCCACGAGGUACAAACGAAUUGGCUGGGAAGCCAGAAAUGGGCCUCAGCGAUCCUAGAGGGCGGGUCGGAAACCAGCACCGAGGCUUUUUUGGAGCUUCCCUUUAAGGAGGCAUUAGCACGAGCAGGCGGCACGUCUAGUGCCAAUCUCAGCGCAGGGCUGAAGAAAGACCUGAUCCUUGAUCUGGAGGCUCGGGUUUUGUUGCAGCGCAGCCGGCUCCACAAGUGGCACGAAUAUAACAAGUCGUUUUCUGGCCGGGAUACUCUUGAUGGAGCUACUGACAGUUCCAAAGAGCCUCGUGUGACGUUCCGUGAUCAUCAGUCCCUCACAGUUGCUAGUAUUGCCAAGACUGUUCGCCAGCCCGGGGAUCGCGGUCGGGGUUUGAAAGGUGCAGACAAAUAUCUCCUAUCCUCUGUGUAUGAGACACUUGCUCGUGUCAAUGGCAAACCAUCUGGAAACCCCACAAGAUCAACACCUGCGGCAAGAACGGUCACUCAGCGCGCGUACAGGCGCGCACCGGAUGUUGUCCACUCGCCAAACAUAGAGACAGACGAGGAUCUCAGCACUCCAAGCCCUCCGCCAGACAUCGCAGAGUCAAGUCCAGACUUGAGCUCUCCCUCAGAGCCGCUGCAAAUAGAACCUGAGCUUGAGCCUGAGCCUGAGCCCGCGGCAGAACCUGAGCUAGAAGCCGAGCCAGAAACAAACACGCUCCAGUCAUCCACUCCAAUUGUCCGGCUCUCUCCCGACCUCCCGACCGCAUCCCCGUCGGAUGAAGAACCCCAUCAAGAGCCUGUCAAAAACACCAGAACCUUGGCCGAGCGUACUCGAAGAUCGAUGUCCCUUCUUCCACCUCAGCACCAUGACCCACCCCGUCCACGCAGAGGGCCACGACCUUCUUUCCCGGUCAAUCAAUUCGUGACACCUCGAAAAGCGUCCGGUCGUUCGAGCAAAGAGAUUUCUCGCGCUUCGACCCCGCAAGAUCAGCUCUUCGAGGAAGACGCCGAGUAUGCGAGUGUCUUCAAAUCCAGACCUCGCGUGGCUCUAAGUCCAAUCUCUUCUCCGGCCGUCCAUGUCAGUCCCUCGUACGAGGACGAGAAUUUUGUUCUAGAUGAGGGCGAUAGCGCCGAGUGGGAUGUUACUGAUUCUCCCUCGGCUGCUCCUCGGUUCAGAUGA